AUGUUAAACCCUGUUACACUCACCUUUUUGGCGUUCAUAACAUUGUAUUCUGUCCUUCCCGUCGCUGGCCAUGGCUAUGUGACUACACCUCCAAGUCGUCAAGCUCGUUGCCACGCGGGCGAAAUACAAAACUGUGGCAUCGUCCAAUGGGAGCCGCAGAGCGUCGAAGCGCCAGCGGGAUCCUUCCUCUGCAACGGGGGCGGCCAUCGCUUCACCGAGCUCAACGACGAGUCUCUGUUUGCUGAUCAUUUCGAAGUUGUACCUAGAAGCACAGAGUCGCUCACUUUUACGUGGAAGCUUACCGCGCCACAUAGGACACGGUCGUGGGAGUACUUCCUAAUCACAAGUGGCGAAACAAUGCUGUAUUACGAGGCAGGACACGGCGUUGUGCCACCCGAAGUUGUCACGCACAAGGUUCCGGUUCAGGGCCUUGUGGGGAGGCACACUGUCCUUGGGCGCUGGACUAUUGCGGAUACGACGGAAGCAGCGUAUGCGUGUGUUGAUCUUUUUUUGGGAGGGCAAGAGACGGAGACUGAGGCUGCGGCUGCGGCUGCUACGCAGGUGCCGGUUGGCAUGCCGUAUGAGCUUCAGGAUCUAUUGGGAAAUCAGGCUGCGGCUAACAGUUCGGAAGCCCCUGUGGCGGAAUCGAGCGGUGGCGCUCACAAGGCCGUUCACAAUCUCAUGUACGUGCAAGACGUCCAGUCGUGA
Messenger RNA from Psilocybe cubensis, 708 nucleotides. RefSeq lists its product as uncharacterized. Lineage: Eukaryota; Fungi; Basidiomycota; Agaricomycetes; Agaricales; Agrocybaceae. The coding region runs from base 1 to 708 and encodes 235 amino acids. The transcript has a single exon. The record is from RefSeq and is a predicted model, not a curated record.